AUGGCUUCAGCAUCGUCUUCCGCACUCAAUCAAGCAUCUUCUCGACCUCCUCCUGUCUCUCUAGUUGUUUCUGAUCGCGAGCUUGUCGACGAUGGGAUGUCUGUUGUGUCAUCGUGUGUCCUGCGCAAGUGUUUUGGGUUUUCAGAGGUCUCCCGCGAGCGUGUCUCCUUGCGUAAUCAAUAUCCUGCAGGUUCCUUGCUGCCUGUGGUCGCUCCCAAUUUGCGGUUGAUUGUUGAGCAUUUUCCGACAUUCAAUCGAGAGCAAUACGCUGAGAUCGCCCGUGCACAUUCUAUAUAUGUGUCCUCUGCUGAUCGAAAGGAUCAUGUUCGUGAUCUCCUACGUGUACAUGAUGGACAUGUCACGGAUGAUCCGCACUUUCCAACGGUAUUGUCGUUCGAUGACAAGUCGGAUAUUAUCCGCGAGUGGCAACAGAAGAUGAGUCCCGAAUCAUUAAAACGUGAAUUGCGGUCUGUAGAAGCAGCGAAGAUACCGUUACAUCUGUUGCGGAACGAUUGUCUGCCAGAGCAUACGCUGCCUUGCACAUAUGAUCUCGAGUUAUAUGGCCGUGCAAUUUUAUAUGCCAAGGGUUUGACGAGUUGCUGGUCCCUAUCAGAAAUGUAUAUGUGUUCUUCAUGCCAUUCGGCGCUCAUUUCUAAGUGUCCUCGUCAGCCAGUGAAUUCUCUCGCUAAUUUUCAAUACUACGGGCAUGAAAGGUUAUCUCCAGAGAUUCGCGAGGCUUUCUCUUCGGCUUCUAUUUAUGAUUUGAUGUUGAUUACUCACUUCUAUACAUAUAAAUCUUCUUUGACUCAAUUUUGGUCAGCUGAGGAAGCUUCGCAACGAUAUAACAAGGGAAAUGUCGCUAUCCGUCCGCAAAGUUCGACGGAAUUGUAUAACUUGUUACCACCAAACCGUGGUGAGUUACGGGAUGCUAUGUGCGUAAUUUUUUCGGAGACCGUUAAAAAAUUGAAGCCUGUGUUACUCAUUGAUUUCUUGAUUACACACAAUCCAUGGUAUCAGCAUAAUAAUAUGGAUGCUUUGUUUGAUGAGGCUGAUUUCGAUGCAGAUACAGGUGUGCCGCAUGCUUUAGCGAUUUGCCAUUUGCCGACAGAGGAUCAGGCUUCCCCAGAUGCAGGUUUCAAUUCACGCGAUACUCACGAUACUCAUGGAAGUGACGGUGGUGAUCUCGUCAUGGAACCUGUUGGCCGAGAAAAAAUGAAAUUACAUGCACUCGCAUAUGUUUUAGACCGCAAGAAAUUCUUGUUGUCACGGACAGGUAGUAAAUUCGUAGCUGACAGUGAUCCUGGUCUCAUGUCCUAUUUGUUUCCCCAUCUCGACCCUUGGGAUAUCGGGGGAUUUUUUCAUUCUGGGCGAACAAAGCAGCAACACCUUUCAAUGCAAGCGCAAGUGAGAAAUUUGCUUCGUCAAGAUGAUUCACCUUUUAGAAAUGAUCCUCAGUUUGCCUUCAUAUGUUGGAAUAUGAUCCAGAAACGAGAAGUCAGCAGGAAUACAACUUUUCGCAUCGGUUUAUCUGCGCAACGAGGAUUAGCUAAGGAACUGACAGAUAUCGCGCCAUCCUUGACAUCUUUAGCUGAUAAGUGGAGUCACUCUGUGGAUCAGAAACCAUCGACGACUGCAGAAAAGAAAGCUGUCCGCAUCCUGCGUCGUUUGCAAGCUUCAACAAGGUCGAUUCGUUCUUUGAUGAAAAAAUUUAGCACACCUGCGUUAUUUGUGACGCUGAAUCCUCAUGACUUGACUAGCAUCGAGUUGGCAGAUUGGUCAAUGAUGUCCUCCUUUGAGCGCGCCAAAAUUGUUGCAAGUCGUCCUGAUGCAGCUGCCAUUGCGUUUGAUCUUCAGAUUCGUGCCUUUAUUGAUAUUAUCCUGAAGUAUAAGCAUGGACCUGCAUAUUAUGGAAUGGUGGAAGCGCAAGGGUGGGGCACCUUACACUGUAAUCCGAGCCCACAAGCUUUGCGAGAGCGUAUGGCAAAUGAAGAAGGAUUUCAAGGCAAGAUCUGCGAACUGCCAAAUGAUACUACGUGCGUAUUUGAGACGAGUUCAGAUGAGAUGGAUCCUCGGCUAGAGUUGCCUCCACAAAUUGCGGACUUAGACGAUCAAUCUUUUGCAUACAAAUUUCAAGCAUUUUUGACUCGCUUGGCGAUAGAAUGUAAUUGGCAUCACAUAAGAGCCGGUGAAAAGCGUGGAGACCACAAUUGUCGGAUGCGCCUUGAUGGAUCACUGCAGGCUGUUACCAGCAUCGAUGUUGAAUCUGGUUCGAUUGAGGUGAACAAUUAUACAGACCUGAUAUUGUUCCUCUUGCAAAGUAAUACAGACACUGCCAAGGCGGCCGUCUUUUAUAUAACCGAGUAUAUCACGAAAGGUAAUCUUCCAAUGUACACAGGUCUCCAGGCCUUAGAGUAUGCCACCAAAAUGCAUGAACAAAAGUUUGAAGUCGAAGAGAACGUCGGUGCAGAAAGAAUUAAUCGUAGUCUGAUAACUAAAUCUGAAAUAUCCCAUCAACAAGUCAUGAGUUAUCUUACGGUGAAGUGGUAUGAACUUGACCAAGACAUGGAAUCUCUUCCGAUUGAUGAUGGACUAGUGUCGGAGGAUCAUCAGGAAAUCAACUCGGAAUUGAUAUGA
Suillus fuscotomentosus is the source of this 2634-nucleotide messenger RNA. RefSeq lists its product as uncharacterized. The transcript is spliced from 20 exons. The coding region runs from base 1 to 2634 and encodes 877 amino acids. The record is from RefSeq and is a predicted model, not a curated record. NCBI's taxonomy places the organism in Eukaryota, Fungi, Basidiomycota, Agaricomycetes, Boletales, Suillaceae.